GUGGGCAGCUGUGCUCGAGGUAGACCGGCUGGAACCCGGGCCGGCCGCUUGCAGGGCCUGACUCGGAGAGGUUGGACUCCCCGGGAGCUUCCCGUGGAGGUGCGGCCGCAGUUACAUAAGGAGCGGAGGGGGAAGGGACGGUUCCGAGGCGGCGGCCGCGGCCCCUUUAAACGCGGAUCCCGGGGCGCGCCGGGCUCCCGCCUCGCCGCUGCCCCCUCCCCGGCUCGCUGCGGCGACAAAUCCGCUCCUCGCCCGCCUCCUCCGCCGAGCGCUCGCAGCCGAGCCGGGCGGCGCCGGGAAGCGCUGCCGCGCGGCUCUGCACCGGAGCCGGCCAGCCCCAGCCCCCGGCCAAGCCACUGCAGCCAGCGGUGAGGGGCGCGAUGGAGGCUCCGCGCCUGGCGCACACCAUGGGCAGCCCCACGAGCCCCUGCGAGGAGGUGAUCAAGAACCUCAGCCUGGAGGCUAUUCAGCUCUGCGAUAGGGACGGGAAUAAAUCACAAGACAGUGGGAUUGCAGAGAUGGAGGAGCUUCCAGUCCCACACAACAUCAAAAUAAGUAACAUCACGUGUGAUUCCUUCAAGAUUUCUUGGGACAUGGAUUCUAAAUCCAAGGAUCGCAUUACUCAUUACUUCAUCGAUCUCAACAAGAAAGAAAACAAGAAUUCCAACAAAUUCAAACACAAGGAUGUACCCACCAAGCUGGUGGCCAAGGCCGUCCCUCUGCCCAUGACGGUGCGCGGGCACUGGUUCCUGAGCCCCAGGACGGAGUACACGGUGGCGGUGCAGACGGCCUCCAAGCAGGUCGAUGGCGAUUACGUCGUUUCAGAGUGGAGUGAGAUCAUUGAGUUCUGCACCGCAGAUUAUUCAAAAGUUCACCUAACACAGCUGUUGGAAAAAGCUGAAGUGAUUGCAGGCCGUAUGCUUAAACUGUCUGUUUUUUAUCGGAAUCAGCACAAAGAAUACUUUGAUUAUGUCAGAGAGCAUCACGGGAAUGCUAUGCAGCCCUCUGUUAAGGAUAACAGUGGCAGCCAUGGCUCUCCGAUCAGUGGGAAGUUGGAAGGCAUCUUCUUUAGCUGCAACACUGAGUUUAACACUGGGAAGCCACCCCAAGAUUCACCCUAUGGAAGAUACAGGUACGAGAUUGCAGCUGAAAAACUCUUCAACCCAAAUACUAACUUGUACUUUGGAGACUUCUACUGCAUGUACACAGCCUACCACUACGUCAUCCUCGUGAUCGCCCCCGUGGGGUCACCAGGAGAUGAGUUUUGUAAGCAGCGCCUUCCCCAGCUAAAUAUAAAAGAUAACAAAUUUCUGACCUGUGAUGAAGAAGAUGGAGUCAUGGUUUACCAUCAUGCCCAGGAUGUAAUUUUGGAAGUAAUUUACACUGAUCCUGUGGAUCUCUCCCUUGGCACAGUUGCAGAAAUUACUGGUCACCAACUUAUGAGCUUGUCUACUGCAAAUGCAAAGAAAGAUCCCAGCUGCAAGACCUGCAAUAUCAGUGUUGGACGUUAAAACUUCCCUCAUUCCUUAAGAGCCUUCAAACCUCUGUUGCCCAUUUCCAUAGUCAGACAAUUCUGUCAGAAGCAUGCACAUGCCGCUGUCACCAAAAGCAACUGCCAGUCUUCAAAAUCUCCAGUAGCCUUCUUAGGAUUUCUUCUCUCCCUCCUUCCCUUCUGUUCCCCCGAUGCUUUAAAUGAUUAGAAGUCCUGGAUUUCUUUCUGGCAACCAUUUAUACCUAGAUGCUGCAAAACUUGUUUUCUGUUUCUUGCCAAACAUAACAAAAUCCUAUAUAAACUGCUUUAGCAAAAUAAAAAUAACUGCUUAUAAUUGGUGUUUAAAUAUGCAUUCAUUUUAACUACUGAACAAGUACUGGGAUAACUGAACAGCAUGAAAGGUUGUAAUUGCAGCAUGAUUUGAAUUUCAGAGCCUAGAAAUGUCAGCACUUCCAACGUGUUGUUUGACGGUGUUAUUUAUGUUAUUUAUAUUAGCUAACUGAAAACAGAAACUGUGUCUCGAC
Molecule: messenger RNA, 2016 nt
Organism: Ficedula albicollis (Collared flycatcher)
Lineage: Eukaryota; Metazoa; Chordata; Aves; Passeriformes; Muscicapidae
Gene: PHYHIPL
Product: phytanoyl-CoA 2-hydroxylase interacting protein like
Exons: 6
Coding region: 381-1511 (376 amino acids)
Cellular component (GO): cytoplasm
Molecular function (GO): protein binding
Source: RefSeq, a predicted model, not a curated record